Molecule: messenger RNA, 6525 nt
Organism: Liolophura sinensis
Lineage: Eukaryota; Metazoa; Mollusca; Polyplacophora; Chitonida; Chitonidae
Exons: 33
Coding region: 91-5604 (1837 amino acids)
Molecular function (GO): calcium ion binding
Source: RefSeq, a predicted model, not a curated record
UGCGAUACCUUUGCAUGUGACAAUGGAGGAGAGUGCCGUGUGGAAAAUCACUACCCAUACUGUCACUGCCCUCAAGGUUAUACUGGCAAAAUGUGUGAAAACAUGAUCAAUCACUGUGAUUCUCAACCAUGUUAUUAUGGGAACAACUGCACCAGUUUUCUGAAUGGCUACUACUGCAGUUGCACAGAACCAGUGAACUCCUGCCCACAAAUAGAUGGCACAGUGAUGAGGUACAUGGUGCCUGGCUUCAGUGGGAGUGUGGCUGAUGUUUUACAACCAAGAGGAUUACAGUUAGACAAGCCCUUACUGCAGAACACAAGCUUGAUUUACACACCCAGAGACGAGGGAUUAAACAGUCAGUGUCACCUGACCAUAACAGUUACAGAUGUGAAUCCCAUUAUACUAGAAUGCCCCCAGUCAAAGGUAGAGUUUAUAUCCCGUAUUGGAGACAGCCGAUCGGUUCCUGUCUCCACUUGGGUGAAAAAGCCUCCAGGUGCUGAGGUCAUUGUUAACCCUGAGGAACUAGACAUAAGCUACUCUGACAUAGAUACAGUGAGAGAGGUGUAUGUGACAGCCACAAGAAAUAACCUUACUGCAGUCUGUUCGUUCCAGGUGUUUGUUCAAGUGGCAACUUCUUCUGAACUGAUUCUCAACUACCUGCUGCUAAAUGGUAAUGUUACUGUUUGUGAAACAGUAAACUCUCAUGUGUCAUGUCAUUUUCGAUGUAAUGAUGGCUACAUAAUCCAUGGAAAAGAAACCCCUCUGGGUGUAAUAGAAUUGCCAAAGGAGGAUGGGUUGAUGCUACCAGUUGUCCCUCAGUGCAUUAAACGUGUGCCAGUUUCAAAUAACACCAUUCCUGCAAAAGUUCUCUUCAAGACAGCAGAUCAGAAGGAUUUGUUAGCUGUAUGCAUGGAAGCACUUCAGAUUGCUUUUAAUGGAUGUAAGGUGCAUGUGUCUGAUGAGGUGGAGAAAAUACCAGAGGUUAUGACAAGCUGUGGGAAUGUAGACAUAAACAUAAACAAUGAUCAGCUUUGGGUGCAUCUAGGAAAUCAGGCAUCAGUGGAGUUUCAACUGAGUGUUAGCACAGCAAAUCUUGAUCUUUGCAAGGCAGCUGUGAACAAAAACUUUAAUCAGACACUGGAGAUGGAGUGUGACACUCUGAAUUUGACUCGGAGGGAAAUAGGCUGUCCUGUGGUACAUUUGGAAAAUAUCCAAUCAACUGACAACUGUCCACCUGGAUACAAGCAAGAGGAGGACAUGUGUAUUCCUUGUCCACCUGGUACAUACUACAAAGGAAGAGACUGCAUUCCCUGUCCAUUACAUGAGUACAACGACAUGGAGGCUCAGGCAGCAUGUAAAUCUUGUCCUGUUUCCAAAGGAACUAGACAGAUGGGUAGCACUGUAUCGAGUCAGUGCAAAGCAUUUUGUUUGGGCCCAUAUACGUCUGAGACUGGUCUGCCUCCAUGCAAUGAGUGUCCUAUUGGUUACUAUUUUGUUAACCGCACAACCUGUGAGAAGUGUCCUGAUGGUACCAGCACGGAAAACCCUGGGGCCCAAGUCCGGGAUCAGUGUGUGGAAAUGUGUCCCAGAGGUACCGUCUCUGUCCGUGGGCUGGUACCUUGCUAUGAAUGUCCUCCAAACUAUUUCCAAAGUGCCAUAGGAAAGAGUACUUGUGAAGAGUGUCCUGAAAAUACAACAACAACCACGUAUGGCUCAACCAGUGCAGACGAUUGCAAGGAUGCUGCUCUUGUGUACUGUAACCAGUCUCUGUGCGCUAAUGGUGGUAGCUGUAUUUCAAGGGGAAAUGGCUAUAUGUGCAAAUGCCCAGAAGGGUUCUUUGGAGACAAUUGUCAGCAGGAGAAGCUGUUCUAUGGAGAUGACUGUCAGUUUGAGCGUAACGAUUGUGGAAUAGAAGAGAGAUGUGUCAAUGGAGGGAUGUGCCAGGAUUUGCUAGGGAACUUCACCUGUCUCUGUCCAGCAGGAUUCUCGGGCAGACGAUGUGAGCUGCCGAUAAAAGUGUGUGAGCAGUUUCCUUGUGUCAAUGGUAGCUGCCAGGAUUUGGGUGGUGUCCGCAGGACUUGUUUCUGCCUUCCGGGGUAUACAGGCAAAGAUUGUGGAGUCAACAUAGAUGACUGUGCCUCAUUGCCUUGUCUGAAUGGAGGUCGCUGUAUAGACGCCCUGAACAACUAUAGCUGUGAGUGUCUGCCAGGCUUUGAGGGCAGGCAUUGUGAACAACGCUUAGAUCUGUGCCUGGGCCAGAACUGUAAUAGCUCUGGCCAGUGUAUAGAUGACCAUGUGAACAACACCCAUGUGUGUAUUUGUAAAGAUGGCUAUCAACCAAUAGAUGCGAACUGGUCCAGCUGUAGUCCUGUGGAUGGAUGUAGCUCUAAUCCCUGUACUGGGAUGGGCAGUACGAAAUGUUCCAGUUCUGGCCCAGGGAUGUAUGACUGUGUGUGCAAGGAGGGAUAUGGAGGCUCCUUAUGUCAGCACAAUUUGGAUGACUGUGGCUCAUGUCAGAAUGGAGCCACAUGUGAGGACCUUGUGGCUGACUACAAAUGCCACUGUGCUGACGGGUUUGAAGGUAAGGACUGUGAUGUUAAUAUUGAUGACUGCGUCAACAACGGGUGUGACUUGGAGGGGACUUUCAACUGCACAGAUCUGAUCAACAACUACCUGUGCAACUGUAAACCAGGGUACAGCGGCAAAAACUGCUCAGUGAAGGUGAAUGAGUGUGAAAGUUUCCCUUGUAAACAUGGAGGUAAUUGCACAGACCUGGUGAAUGACUUCUUCUGUGAGUGUUUGCCUGGCUGGCAGGGUAAGCAGUGUGAAGAGGCGACCAACAGGUGUGAGGAAUCUCCCUGUCAGAACAAGGGAGAAUGUGUCAGCAUAUUCAACACCUACUUCUGCAGAUGUAGUGGCAAUAAGACAUACGGAGGACAGUGUGAGUUUCCCCCAGGUGGAUGCACCAGUGUCCAGCCCUGUCUGAAUGGUGGUCAAUGCUCUGAUGAUGAUGACACAGUUGUCUGCUCCUGCCCACGGCAAGGAGUGGCAUACACAGGUAAUGGGUGCGAGAGCCGGGCAGAUCUGUUUCGGGAUGGCAGCUGCCAAAAUGGAGGAUCACCUGUGGUAUCUCCAUCAGGAACACUUACCUGUUCAUGUAUGUCAGGCUACACUGGAACCCUGUGUGACAUCAAUGUGGAUGACUGCCUGCAUAAGACUUGUCCUGGAGGGCUUUGUGUUGACGCUGUGAACACGGCUUUCUGCAGGUGUCCCGUGGGGUGGACAGGUGACACGUGCACAGAAGCUAUUGAUGUGGAUUAUGACCUGUAUUUCUACUCCUCAACCAAGACCGGCCAAGCAUCUCUACCUUACCCAAUAGCCCUAGAUUUGGCAUCAUUUACAUUCUCCUUUUGGGUCAGGUUUCAAGAAGCGGAUUCCACAGGAACUUUUUUCAUGGCGUUUAAAGUCAUGAAAGGGAUGAAGUGCCCUGGAAAGUUAGUACAGGUCAGCUCUGAGGGCUUGACGCUCUCGUUCCCCAGUGUGGGUACCUUCACCAUCAGAUAUCCAAACGUCCUGAGGGUGAACGAUGGACGCUGGCAUCAUGUGACCAUAGACAGUCACUACGGACAGGGUGCCUACAAUGUCCGCUUUACCACAGACGGGUCAACUGUAGGCACCAAAUCCAUUGCCACGGAUGUUAGUCCACUGGAUGAAUCCAUUUGGAUUACCCUGGGGAAUGAGUAUGAUCCCUGCCUUGAGAAGCCAGUGGAUGGACAAGGGUUUAAUGGGUACAUUAGCCAGGUGAACCUGUACAACAGGGCAUUAGACUUCGACACGGAGAUUCCACUGAUAGCCGAGAACACCACUGCAGUUCUAGCCGGAGUGGUGUUACGCUGGGCAGAGUUUGCACUCUUCCCGGGAGUGAACAGGGUACAGGGCAGCUCUGCUACACCCAAGGACGAGAUAUGUCCAGAAGGCUUUACUGGUCUGACAUGCUCAAUACGCACAUACUCAGAUAGGAGCAUGCCCCAGACACCAAUGUGCCCGUCCAAUGUGGAGUUGUACUCAGAGGACAGAGUGACCACGGUACACUGGGAACCUCCCCCCACAACAGAAAAUAUCCACCUGAGAUCGAGCGCCGGGACGGGCGAGAGUUUCUUAUGGGGUCGCCACUUGGUUAUUUACGAGGCUAAAAAUGAUGAGAAUUCCACAGCCAUCUGUUCUUUUAUUGUUUUUGUCAAAAAUGAUGUGUGUAACAUGACGUUAGGCCCAGACCGUGGCAGCUACGAGAAGAACAUGUACCUAAGUUACACUAACUUUGAGCUGAUGUGCUCUAGUAACAAUCUGACGCUCACCCGCCCCACCCCAGACUUCUACACCUGUGGACCCUCAGGAAAUCUGGACACAAGGACCCCCCAGAAGUAUUUACCAUACAGAUUCCCUUCCUGUGGAGAGGUGAAGUCACCUGUAGGUGUGAAGCUUAAGAUAACUCUGAAGUACACGUUUAAUUUGGUUUGUGAUGAAAAAGCUAGAGAGGUGAUCAAAUCCAGGAUACUAGGGCGGCUGCAGACACUGAACCAAGCCUAUGGCAGUGAGUUAUGCCAGUUAUCAGAUUGCUCUGAUGUUCAGGUUUCUGCCAACUGUUCAAUCACAUCAGGGCGCAGGAAGAGAGCCACAACUAGUGAUCUCCUCCUCAACAUAGAAAUACCAUAUGCCAAACCACUUGUUGUAAACAAUGGUGAAGCUAUUUCACCUGGAGCAGUUAUCCAGGAAGACAUCACAGAGGAUGGUUUUGACUUUAAGGACGCUCUGUCAGGCAUUUAUCUGAAUGAGGACACUUAUGAUGUUGAUGUUACCCCUCAGUGCCCACAAGGGGAAGGCCUCGUUGAUGGGGUUUGUGUUUUAUGUGGGCGGGGCUACGAGCACAGUGCGCUGACUCAGUUAUGUGAGGCGUGUCCUGUCGGUGAAUAUAAGGAUGAUGAACAAGCAGCUUGCGUGAGCUGUGGGACUGGGUUUACAACCAUGACCCCAGGCUCCCCAUCACAAGCAGAUUGUAAAGAAUCUUGUGGUGUAGGUCAUUACUACAAGGACAGUGGCUGUGUGCCCUGUGAGGUAGGGUUUUACCAGCCCACCCCUGGCCAGUUUGUCUGCCUGCCCUGUGGGGUGGCACAAACCACCUUAACAGAGGGCUCUGAUGCUCAAGAAGAUUGCUUUAAUAAGUGCGAUGCUGGGUUUGAACUGGUACAAACAGGUGACUGCAAGCCGUGUGACAUUGGGUUCUACCGCCCUCAGGAUGCCGAUUCUAACUGUGUGAGCUGCCCAGUAGGGUGGGUGACACCUACCAAACAGUCAGCAGCACUGGAGAACUGCACUGUGGUGAACUGUGCAGCUGGUUACCGUGCCAAUGGCAGUGACUGUGUGAUUUGCCCACAAGGAACAUACCAGCCUAUGCCUUACCAAGAUAUUUGUCUGCCAUGCCCUGGAAAUAACAGCACUCGCUCAGCAGGCUCCUUAAGCCUGUCCGACUGUGAAAGUGAGUAUAGGUGUUGCUUCUGCUACAGAUUUUGUCAACACUUCGGUUGUAUUUCCAUUGUCAAUCACUAGGGCACUUUGGUCCCGGGUUCGCGGUAACCUGAGCAUGUUCACUUUAAGAUUGCUUUCAUGAUGACUACAGUUUUCAUCACUCACAGAACUUUAACGUCUUCGCUUGUGUCAUAGUCUGAUUAUUUUCAUCUACACUCUGGCACGAUUUCACCCUGACGUGUGGUGACAGCGAAGAUGCUUUCUUUUUUCAAAGCAUUCCAGCAUUAAGAAAUUAGGGAGUUGGGUGGUACAAAUAGUCUUUGCUGGUCAAGGUCAUGGCCAGGCUUCGAUGCUUGAGGGUCAAGGGAGUGCUGUGAGUACUGAUUCAUUAUUUCGGAUCACAAGUAAUAUGUUUUAUUUCAAAUACCCCUCUUUAAUGAAAACAAGUGAUUUAAAUGGAACUUAAAUUUAUCAUUCUGAAAAUUUCCCUUUCACAUAAACAAUAUAGGGGGUUAGAAAAAGAAAUAAACAUAAAUAUUAUUCAGCUAAGUUCAACUAAACGGUAAGAUCAUCUAGAUCCUCCUCACAUGCAUGACCAAGUGCACCUUUUCUCGCGCGUGCCGUGAUGCGGUCAACUGCGCGGAAAACGGUUGAACAGGAAGCAGUGUACCAGUGACCAUUGCAUCAACACGUAGAUAUGCAGGCUCUACUACAACAAAAGGUAAGUUCCAUACAAAUUAAAUACAUGUACUCUGCUUUGGGUCAGCAUAAAAUUGUUUUAUUUACUUGUACAUAUAACAUUAUUAUUAUGUUAUAAUUUUGCCGAUGAUUGACUUGAAAGCCAAAGUACUACUGUAACCUUAUGGUACCAUUACUUGUACUUGUUUUCUUUUAGUUGAAAGAAAAUUAUGCAAAAACCCCAAAAGGUGGGCAUCCAGUAUCACUGGACAUGUACAUGUCACUACUAUAUAUAGUUACCACAUACAUGAACAUGUUUUCACU